Molecule: messenger RNA, 3225 nt
Organism: Diaporthe amygdali
Lineage: Eukaryota; Fungi; Ascomycota; Sordariomycetes; Diaporthales; Diaporthaceae
Exons: 7
Coding region: 1-3225 (1074 amino acids)
Molecular function (GO): protein binding
Source: RefSeq, a predicted model, not a curated record
AUGAAAGACAGGAACGAUGAAGCUGGUUCCAACCGUUUGCAGCAGACUAACAAUGGCGGCACUGAGCCGAACGAAAUACCAACCUCAAAUGUCGAAAUGGACAACCACACACCCGAGCCUCAGAAGUCAGUAAAUCUCAAGUCAGCCCUUGAGGAUCGGGAUCUCAGUCGUAUCGAUCAAAUCUUAAGGGAAAGUCCAAGCCUCGUAUACAGGCCGUUGGAUGGGAAAUCCAAAGAAACACCUCUACACGUCGCUUGUCGAAAGCAAUGGCGUGAUGGUGUAAUGCACCUCCUCAAUCGACGGGACAUCGGGAAGUCUUUCGAUCAGGAGGAUGCGCAGGGAUUCCUACCUCUUCAUCGCGCGAUCGACGGAAACUUGGGGUACGGAGACAUCCUUAAGCCCUUGAUCAAGGGGUUGAAUCCGAGUGACCUAAAUUCAACAACGAAUGACAACGACACUGCAAUCCACCUGGCUGCAGGAGUUGGCAAUGCAGCCGUGCUGGAGAAAUUAUGCCGUAUGCUGCCGAAGGAUGUGAUUGAUUCCAGGAACAAUGCAGGCGAUAUUCCGCUGCACCUGGCAGUUCGCAAUGGCCAUCUCGAGGCUGUGAAGACGCUGUUAGCUGCUGAUCGGUCAGAUGGAACGAUCCCCAUUUUGUAUCGAGACGGCAACCAAGACACACCUAUACAUGUCGCAGUUCGCCAAGGGCAACCGAAAAUACUCGAGGAACUCCUCAAAGAAUGGAAUUAUAAGGAGCUGGUAAUUUUCGACAACUAUGAACUACGAGAUGGAGGAGGCAAGGCGCCGUUGCAUAUAGUUGCCGAAUUGGACAUAGAGGAGGAGAAGGCGGUAGAGCUGUUACUCCAGAUCCUGGCGAGGUGCACAGAGCCAGAUCUUUUGAAUGAGGUUGAGCCAAGCAUAGGAUGGACUCCCCUGCAUUUUGCGGCCAGCAGAGGCCAUGCAUGGAUCGCCAAGCUUUUGCUUGCAAAUGGUGCCGACAAUAGAAAGACUGAUGAGCUUGGGUUUUCCGCUGCUGAAGUCGCUCGCAGGGAAAAUCAUGUCGAAACCGCCGACUUGAUUAGCCGAUUUGAUCGACGAAGCUUCCGACCAGGGCUUGAAAUCGAUGGGAACAAUGUGAAAGUUGACGACAACUUCUUGGCAUUGAGUUGGCCGAAGUGGGACAAGGCUGUUCAACAGCAACGUAGGGCGCCAACUCGACUGUGGCCACAGCUGACUCCAGUCCAUCAGUUGAUCUUCAAUACUAACGAUACCUAUCAUAAGGCUCAAUCCAUCGAUCGGGGGCGAGAGGAAUCUGUCACAGUGACUUUUGGCAGACCGGGGAAAGAGUCGGCGGAAACGGCGGAGGCUGGGAUCAUGCUUGAAGCCAUUGAGCUUGCGCCCAUGCACCAGGCUCAAAUCCGCUUGUCUUCGUGUGUGAAUGAAGGUUGGAUUAUGGAAGAGAAGUCCAAUUACCAAAAAACCCACAUCCUGGAGAAAGUGAUGGAUGCACACACGCAAAGUAAGAAACGCGCUAGCCAGAUCUAUCUCUACGAAUCCAGCGUGCUUCAGGACAAGGAUCGAUCAACACGAUGGAUACACUUCCCAGCAAACAAUAGAGAUUGGAUCGAGGAUCUCUGCAGGUGUAUGUACUCACAUGGAUCGUUGCGCAGCGAGGUUAUUGGAAUUCUCCGAUUCAUUGAGGACUGCUUCCAGGAAGUAGAGGGGUCUCAGAAGUACUGGUACCGCAAGCACGGCUUUAUUUCCCAAUUGCUUGAGAAGAUCACGGAUCCGCCCCCAAAAGAGCCCCUAAUAUACUCAGGCGGGCAUGAUACAGCGGAGCAUCCAGAAGCGACGUCUCGGCACGAGCCUGCUGCAACCGAAUCUGGAUACGCGAAACAGCCAGAAGACAAAUAUUCUGCUUAUUCUAUAGUGUUCCCUUUGCUCGAUAUAGACAUGAUUGACCCGGGGUUUCGCUAUCCACUGGAUCCGGGCAUUGAGAACCGGUACACUGAUCCUCAACGUAGCCCAACGGAAACGAGCUCGCAACGAGCGAGUCGGAUGAGUUCCUUGAGCCAUGAUCUUGCACCGUUGAUGGGCGCUAAUCGACAAAAAGUACAAAACCGCUGGGCAAAUAACAUGGAUACUCUCAGGCAGAAGAAGAGAGUUCAUUUGUCUCGAAGUCUCGAUCAUUACUGCCAUCAGCAAGUUUCGGGCAAGGAACUCCAGAAACGUGUUCAAGAUCAAGUUCUUACCAGGUUUAUGAAGCGUCGGCUCGGCCAGGAAAUGUCGCCGACGGAGAAUUCAGAAUCUAGCCCCCUGAGGGCCUUCUUGAGGUUGUGUUCAAACGUGGUCAAAAAACUACGUUCGUCCAUUACAGAAUCUCGCGAUUUACUUCGCCCUACCCUGUCCUUAGAGGAGGGACUGGAAGGAGGCAUAAGAGCAAGAGAGACAGCUGGAAUUACGACGAGGCUCAAUGCCGCCCUUUCGCCAUGGCAAAUUCUGGUUGUACCUCAGCUAUGGCUAUGGAAAUUCGACAACCUGGUUAUUACUGCUUUUCCGGAGAGAUGGGGCACAGACCAUCGCAAUGCCCUUCUGGACGCCAUACGGGAGAGGGUAGAAUAUCUUGAUGUCGAUCGCGAAGUUCAACCCAAUAGGCUGGUGACCGAGAUCCUGAAUGCGUGUGCAGAGUUCAAACCGACCUUAGAUGUUGGAGAGCAGAGGCACACAUGGACAGACGCAUUUGAUGAUGAAAUUCUUUCAGUGAUCCAUAUCAUUGUGCUGAGUGGCUUACAACAUGGACCCAAGUCUCGGGAUAUCAAGGAUUGCUACUCUCACUUCGAAGGCAAUCUCGGCAUGUCUGCAGAGAAGUUUUCCAAACAAUUUGUCACCCCGACAAAAUGCCUCCGAUCCAUCGACGACGUACUGGACGAGUUGACCAGUAUCAAACGCAUCUUCCAAGAUCAAAUACAGGUUUGGGAGAAGGUGCACAGUGGUGAUAACUCAUGUGCGGUUUGUCGUGGGAUCGAAUACAGCCGCGAAGACGAACGCGGGGAGGAACCUGAGGAGAAUCCCAAGAAGGAUCGCGAAAUAUGUGUACCAAACGUGUUACCCAAACGAUCUUUAGAGCUUGUUGUGAGACUGGAGGAAGACGCACUGAAAGUGCGAGAGUCGGCGAGUAUUUCUUUCGUGGCAAGUCAUGGCCGACUGCUUCCAGCGCUGACAGCUUAG